AUGUCCCCUCGAACAGACCGUCGGCGUUCCGGCCUCCUCGCCUUGGGCCUCGUUGCCGCGAGCCCCUUGGCCACAGCCGGACCCUGUGACAUCUACGCAUCUGGCGGAACACCAUGUGUUGCUGCUCACAGCACCACCCGCGCCUUGUACGGAGCUUACUCAGGCCCUCUGUAUCAAGUAUCACGAGGCUCCGAUGGCGCCACGACCAACAUCGCGACGCUCUCCGCCGGCGGCGUUGCCAAUGCCGCCGCUCAGGACUCGUUCUGCGCCGGCACGACCUGCCUCAUCACCGUCAUCUAUGACCAGUCCGGCCGUGGCAACCACCUCACCCAGGCUCCUCCUGGCGGAGCUGCAAGCGGUCCGCAGCCCAACGGCUAUGACAACCUUGCCAGCGCCAUCGGAGCCCCCGUCCGGCUGAACGGCCAGAAGGCGUACGGCGUCUUCAUCGCGCCCUUCACCGGCUACCGCAACAACCAGCCGAACGGCACCGCUACGGGCGACCAACCACAGGGCAUGUAUGCCAUCUUUGACGGCACGCACUACAACACCGGCUGCUGCUUCGACUACGGCAACGCCGAGACCAACAGCCUCGACACGGGCAACGGCCACAUGGAGGCCAUCUACUUUGGCACCGGCGACGGCUCCGGGCGCGGCACCGGCUCCGGCAGCGGCCCCUGGAUCAUGGCGGACCUCGAGAACGGGCUCUUCUCGGGGUACGACCCGAUCAACAACCCUGCUGACCCGACAAUCAACUUCCGCUUCGUCACUGCCGUGGUCAAGGGAGAGCCGGGCCAGUGGGCGAUUCGCGGCGGCGAUGCCACGUCGGGCACUCUGUCGACCUUCUACAGCGGCCAGCGGCCAGCAAACGGCUACAACCCCAUGAGCAAAGAGGGCGCCAUCAUCCUCGGCAUCGGCGGCGACAACAGCAACCGUGCCCAGGGCACCUUUUACGAGGGCGUCAUGACGUCGGGGUACCCGUCCGACAGCACGGAGAACGCGGUGCAGGCCAACCUCGUCGCCGCCAAGUAUGUCUAUGACACCUCGCUCAUGACCAGCGGCCCGGCCCUGAGCGUCGGCUCCUCCAUCUCGCUGAGAGCGACGACGUCGUGCUGCACGAACCGCUACAUUGCGCACACCGGCGCCACGGUCAACACCCAGGUCGUGUCGUCGUCUAGCAGCACCGCUCUGAAGCAGCAGGCCAGCUGGACCGUCCGCACAGGCCUCGGGAACAGCGCUUGUUUCUCGUUCGAGUCCAGAGACAGCCCUGGAAGCUUCAUCCGGCACUCCAACUACCAGCUCAUGGUCAACGCCAACGACAACAGCAAGCUCUUCCACGAAGACGCCACCUUUUGUCCGCAGGCCGGUCUCAACGGCCAGGGCAACUCGUUCCGCUCUUGGAGCUACCCUACUCGCUACUGGCGUCACUUCAACUCGCUGGGUUAUAUUGCGGCGAACGGUGGAGAGCAUGAUUUUGACACUACGACCUUGUUCAACGAUGAUGUGAGCUUUGUUGUCAGCGCUGGCUUUGCAUAG
This is a messenger RNA of Trichoderma reesei QM6a, 1533 nucleotides long. RefSeq names its product glycoside hydrolase family 54. Gene Ontology annotation, molecular function: alpha-L-arabinofuranosidase activity. Bases 1 to 1533 code for a protein of 510 amino acids. The record is from RefSeq and is a predicted model, not a curated record. The transcript has a single exon. NCBI's taxonomy places the organism in Eukaryota, Fungi, Ascomycota, Sordariomycetes, Hypocreales, Hypocreaceae. Gene Ontology annotation, biological process: arabinan metabolic process; L-arabinose metabolic process; pectin catabolic process.